Molecule: messenger RNA, 1135 nt
Organism: Nanorana parkeri
Lineage: Eukaryota; Metazoa; Chordata; Amphibia; Anura; Dicroglossidae
Product: alcohol dehydrogenase 1-like
Exons: 9
Coding region: 1-1107 (368 amino acids)
Biological process (GO): retinol metabolic process; retinoic acid metabolic process
Cellular component (GO): cytosol
Molecular function (GO): zinc ion binding; all-trans-retinol dehydrogenase (NAD+) activity
Source: RefSeq, a predicted model, not a curated record
AUGAGUACUGCAGGAAAGAUUAUUAAAUGCAAGGCAGCUGUAGCCUGGGCCCCAAAUCAGCCACUGGCAAUAGAGGAGAUUGAGGUACAACCACCAAAAACAGAUGAAGUUCGGAUUAAGAUGGUAAGCACAGCAAUAUGUCGGACAGAUGACCAUGCAAUCCAUGGUACUUUUGCAGGGUUACAUUUUCCAAUUAUUUUGGGCCAUGAAGGAGCUGGAAUAAUUGAAAGUGUUGGAAAAGGUGUGACUGGAUUAAAACCAGGUGAUAAAGUAAUUCCACUUUGUCUUCCUCAAUGUGGAAAGUGCAGUUCUUGCCUAAAUCCAAAAAGUAAUUAUUGCUUUAAGACUCAUUUUUAUGAAUCACAGAAUGUAAUGCCUGACAAAACACCAAGGUUUUCAUGCAAAGGAAAAGCUGUAUAUCACUUUCUUUGGACCAGCACCUUUUCGGAAUAUAUUGUGAUGCCUACUGAUGCAGUAGCAAAGAUUGAUGACAGAGCACCCAUGGAGAAGGUCUGUCUUUUUGGAUGUGGCUUUCCUACCGGAUACGGAGCAGCUGUCAAUACUGCCAAAGUGGAGCCUGGUACUACUUGUGCUGUAUUUGGAUUGGGUGCCAUUGGGCUGUCGGUCAUUAUUGGAUGUAAAGUUUCUGGAGCAUCAAAAAUGAUUGCUAUAGAUAUAAACAGCAGCAAGUUUGAAAAGGCAAAGCUGUUUGGAGCCACUGACUGUAUUAAUCCCAAUGAUUAUAGCAAGCCAAUCCAGGAGGUGAUCACUGAAAUGACAGGACAUGGAGUGCAUUAUUCCUUUGAAUGCAUCGGCAAUACUGAUGUAAUGAAAGCAGCACUGGAGUGUACUCAUCCAGGAUAUGGGACCAGUGUGAUUAUAGGUGAAGCUCCACAGGAUAAAAAGAUCACAUUUGAUCCUCUUCUGCUCCUUACAGGACGCACAUGGAAAAGCUCUCUAAUUGGAGGUUUUAAAACUAUGGAUUCCAUGGCAGGCAUAAUAGAUGUGGAUGGUUUAGAGACUCAUACUUUGCCGUUUACCCAAAUAAAUGAAGGAUUUCAACUUCUAAGAUCUGGGAAAAGCAUCCGCACAGUCUUGUUAUUCUAAAUUGAAGACAUUGUUGGUAUCUUGGAAU